This is a messenger RNA of Salvia hispanica, 2560 nucleotides long. It is a transcript of the gene NAF1, whose product is annotated as nuclear assembly factor 1. Lineage: Eukaryota; Viridiplantae; Streptophyta; Magnoliopsida; Lamiales; Lamiaceae. The record is from RefSeq and is a predicted model, not a curated record. Gene Ontology annotation, biological process: box H/ACA snoRNP assembly; ribosome biogenesis; pseudouridine synthesis. Gene Ontology annotation, cellular component: sno(s)RNA-containing ribonucleoprotein complex. Gene Ontology annotation, molecular function: RNA binding.
AACUCAAUAUUGGUAAUUUGGUACAAUACCGUGCAAUAAACCCUAGGGUUUAAGGAAUAUUAGGUAAAUUAUUGCUGCAGAUUUGAAGCAAGUUCCAGGUGAAUAUCACCGUUUGAUUAUGUGAAAAUUCCUCCAAAAAUCGCAAUUUGAUUGAACUUCAGAUGGGGAUAUAGGGGUUUAGGGCUAAUUUGAGCAAUAAGUGGGAAUUCGACGGGAGAAUCAGAAUGAAUGAUAUUUAAGGUCUGAGGCGCGAUUUGAAGAUCUUUGAGGACAAAAUCCAGACUCCCGCUGUUGAAGGACCGAACCCGGAAGAGGACGAAACACCUCACCGAGAAACCUACUGAACUCUUUGUUCCAGAGCUUGACCAUUUCCCCUCAUCAUUUUCUGAUUCGUUCCUUGACGUUGAGCCCCUGGCGGCUGGUUUAUGGAAGGCGUCGGUGUGAAUAUGCCUGAUUUAGUGGAAGAAGUGGUCGAUUUUGAAUCCAUUAGAGGUCAAUUAGUUGAUGGUAGGAAGGAAUUUGACGUUUUGGGGGAAACUUUGGAGGGUUCUACUGUAAAGGCAGAACCUUUGUGUGGUUUAGAGCUGGAAGAUGGAGAAAUUGAGGGUGAUGUUGAGGAAUGUAUUGAAAAGAGUAGUGGCAGAAACUUGGGGGAUUUAGGGUGUUUGGUUGAGGAGCAGCUUGGGAAAGUGAGCUUAGAUGGUGCAACAGAAAAAAAUCUAUGUGUUCUUCAAGUUGUUACUUCAUUGAACCAUGAGAUUAGUGGUGUUGAAGAAGCUGUCACGGAAGACAGCUCCAAGAGUGUGGAAGUAGGAAUUGGUACUUGUGAUGGUAUGAAGAGUGAUGGUGAUGUGGUGGUACUUGGUGACAAUGAGAAUAAGGUUGAUGAGAGUGUGGAUGAUGGAGAUGGGAGUAAGAAUGAGAGUGAAGAUGAAGACGAGAGCUCGUCUGAUUCAUCAUCUUCUUCGUCUUCCUCUAGUUCCAGUGAGGACGAUGAUGAUGGCGAGAAUACAGGCAAGAAUGGAGAGGGUAGCGGUGAUGAGGAGACUGAGAUGGAAGAUGGUGAGAUUUUGUUGUCUGAUUUAGAAGAAAUGGUUUCGUGGAGUGAUGUUGAAGAUGAGGAUGGGGGUGGUGCCGGAGGUGGCCCGAUCAAAUCUAAGAAUGAGCUCAAGGAUCUCCCUCCUGUUCCUUCUGUUGAUGUGACCUUGGAACCACAUCAUCAAACCCUUCCAGUUGGAACAGUUUUGUCGAUGAUUGGUGCCCAAGUGAUUGUGGAAGGUGUCGAGAAACACAAUCCUCUCAAUGAAGGCUCAAUUCUUUGGAUUACUGAUAGCAGAUCCCCUCUGGGGAUUGUUGAUGAAAUCUUUGGGCCUGUGAAGAACCCUUACUACAUUGUGAGAUACAACUCUGAGGAGGAAGUCCCUACUGGUAUCCAACAAGGAACCUUGAUCUCGUUCGUUGCAGAGUUUGCAGAUCAUGUACUAAAUAACAAGAAUCUCUACCAGAAAGGGUAUGAUGCAUCUAAUGAGAACGACGAAGAGCUGUAUGAGGAUGCUGAAUUCUCGGAUGACGAGAAAGAGGCCGAGUUCAAGAGAAUGAUGAAGAUGAAGAAAAGGGGAACAAAUGAUUCCAAGCCCGGAAACAAGAGGAAGGAGAAACGUCAGCAGAAUAAUCAGAAAGGGAACGGGAGCUGGAACAAUAACCGUGAUUCUACUGCACAAACUCCUCGUGUUGGUGAAGACCAGGGUUCAUCGGGCUCUAGGCAGGGUUUUGGUGAUCAAGGUGCCAUUCCUCCUCCGUUCCAGCAAAGCCCUCAAGCACCGGCCUUUCCUGCUCCGACUGGAAGUUGGAACAAUGGGUUUCUGCAACAUCAGCAACUAAAUGCAAACCUUCUUGCUGGAUUGCCGCCAAACGGGAUGCUGUGGAUGCAGCAAAACCUACCCUACCUGUUCCCAGCGGGUGCACCAUUUCAACAGCAAAUUGGUAUGAUCACCGGGAUGCCACCAAACUUUAAUCCAAUGGUUGGACUACAAAAUAUUGGUGGGAUGAAUCCACCUUGGCCUAUGGAUCAGAAUGCGUUGCAGUUUGGAAUGCAGGGCCAGCAAGGGCCACCGCUGCCUCAGUUUGGAGUGCAGGGCCAGCAAGGUCCACCUCCACCGCCUCAGUUCGAAGUGCAGGGCCAGCAAGGUCCACCUCCACCGCCUCAGUUUGGAGUGCAGGGCCAGCAAGGUCCACCACGGCCUCAGUUUGGAGUGCAAGGCCAGCAAGGUACACCACAGCCUCUGAAUGGUGGCGGAGAGCAAGCAGUCCAGUCUCAGGGAUCCCAAGAUAGUGUAGGUUUGCAGCCAUCUCCUCCGUCCAUGAGUUUCAAUGGAGGGCGUGGUGGUGGAAGAAGACAUCACAGGGGCCGAGGGCGUAAUGGUGGUGGCAGGGGCAGGGGCGGGCAUUCGUGAGAAAUACUUUAUUCCAAUUAUUCUGUCAAAUUUUUGUUCUUCCCUUUGCGAACCUUUUAUUAAUUGUAGUUACAUGUUGUAUAAUAUGUAAUCAUGUUUCAUGUUCA